CUUGCAUGCCUGCGGGCGGGUGGGUGGGGGCGGGCUUAGGACUGUCUGUCCCUCCCUCACUCCAAUUGGAUAAGGCCACACCGAUCCGGUGGCCAAUCGAUGCCUUUUGUGGCGAGGUAUAAGUAAGGCUCUCGAGGUGGGCAGCGGUUCAUUCAGAUUUUCUGUGACAUACUGAGUCUACCAAUAUGAGCGGAAGAGGCAAAACCGGAGGCACGGCCAGGGCGAAGUCAAAGACACGUUCAUCCCGUGCCGGGCUCCAGUUCCCCGUGGGCCGUGUGCACAGGCUGCUGCGCAAAGGCCACUACGCCAAGCGUGUGGGCGCUGGCGCACCAGUCUACCUGGCCGCAGUGCUCGAGUACCUGACUGCUGAGAUCCUGGAGUUGGCCGGAAACGCUGCCCGUGACAACAAGAAGACUCGUAUCAUCCCCCGUCACCUGCAGCUGGCAGUCCGUAACGACGAGGAGCUGAACAAACUGCUUGGCGGCGUGACCAUCGCUCAGGGUGGUGUUCUGCCCAACAUCCAGGCAGUGCUGCUCCCCAAGAAGACUGAGAAGGCCGUCAAAGCCAAGUAAAAUCGCUGGUGCGGCUGCAACUUGACUACUCAACCCCCAAAGGCUCUUUUAAGAGCCAACCACCUAGCUCAGCAAAAGCGCAAAGUUUCCUUUCUAUGGCUGGCC
This is a messenger RNA of Oncorhynchus keta (chum salmon), 677 nucleotides long. Its product is annotated as histone H2A-like. The transcript has 2 exons. NCBI's taxonomy places the organism in Eukaryota, Metazoa, Chordata, Actinopteri, Salmoniformes, Salmonidae. Bases 186 to 572 code for a protein of 128 amino acids. Gene Ontology annotation, cellular component: nucleosome. The record is from RefSeq and is a predicted model, not a curated record. Gene Ontology annotation, molecular function: structural constituent of chromatin; protein heterodimerization activity; DNA binding.